GUCUGCCUUUUAUCUCUCUCUCUCUCUCUCUCUCUCUCUCUCUGUUUUUUAUUACAUUUCCCAGCAUGGCAGAUGCAUUGACAGAAGAUCAGGUUGGCGAAUUCCGGGAAGCCUUUUGUCUCAUUGACAAGGAUUCCGAUGGCCAUAUUACAAUGGAAGAACUGGCAACGGUGAUUCAAUCAUUGAAUGAAAACCCCACAAACGAAGAAGUUAGAGACAUGAUUGGUGAAGUAGAUGCUGAUGGGAAUGGGACCAUUGAUUUUGAAGAGUUUUUAAAUAUUAUGGCAAGAAAAAUGAAGGAAAAUGUAGCUGAGGAGCUGAAAGAAGCCUUCAAAGUAUUUGACAGGGAUCAAGAUGGAUAUAUUUCAGCUAAUGAGUUGAGGCAGGUGAUGAUAAAUUUGGGGGAGAGAUUGACAGAUGAAGAGGCAGAGCAGAUGAUUAAAGAGGCUGAUUUGGAUGGUGACGGUCACGUUAGCUAUGAAGAGUUCGCAAGGAUGAUGAUGCUGAAUUGAUUUCCUAAUCAAUUAGCUAGAGUAGUGAUAUAUGCAUCCACCUUGAUCAAUUAUAUAUAUAUAUAUAUAUAUACAUAUAUUUUCAAUGGGAGUAAGUCCCAUUAUAAACAUGAUGAGCCACAACAGAUGAUCCUCACUAGUCUUAACACAUGCUCUUCUAUUAACUUGGUUAUUUUUUCUUUUUAUUUUCUGAUCUCGUGUAUUAGUAAAUUAAAGACAAGUAUUUUUAGAGGGUAUGGGAGUGACUCCCAAAUCGGACCUGAGGCUCAAUGCCAAAACAUCUCACUUUCACUA
Messenger RNA from Carya illinoinensis, 806 nucleotides. Its product is annotated as calmodulin-like protein 11. Gene Ontology annotation, molecular function: enzyme regulator activity; calcium ion binding. Lineage: Eukaryota; Viridiplantae; Streptophyta; Magnoliopsida; Fagales; Juglandaceae. The transcript is spliced from 4 exons. The record is from RefSeq and is a predicted model, not a curated record. Bases 66 to 512 code for a protein of 148 amino acids.